AUGGAUCUGAGGCAGGAGUCUUCCUCACUGUCUCUUUCCUGCUCUCGCGGGUUCCCAGGCUACAGAAGCCGGAGACUGCAAUGGAGACGGAGACGGAGCAGCAGCCGCAGCAGCAGCCGCAGCCGGAGUCCCCAAGGACAGAGGCGACUCCAGAACAGCGAGGGGCUAAAGAGGCGGCGACCACAGAGCCGGGAGCGGAGAGCCGCAUCACAUUCUGAGGAAGAGCGACAUAGCAGGAAAUCAAGGAAAUAUCAGACCUCCGAAAGGAAUCACAGAAGCCCAAGAAAGUCACGGACCCGAUCUGGAUCGCGGGAGCCUUCCCAGUCAGAUUCUGGAAGGGAGACGAGGAGGUAUCAUAGGAGCAGACGCAGGAGGAUAUAUCAGGAUUCCAGAUCAUCCACCUCUUCAGUAUCAUCUACAGCACCUUCGCCACCCCACUCUCAGAGCCCUCAAGAGUCCCUGGACAAGAACUUGAGUCUCCAAGAGCGACAGAGGCUAAAGGAGGAGAAAAAGCAGCAAAAAGAGUUGAGGAAGUCCUUUGAGACAGCUGAAGAGAAACGGGCCCGGAGACUGGCAAAGAAGGAGGCCAAAGAACGGAAGAAGAGAGAAAAGAUGGGCUGGAGUGAAAAGUAUAUUAUGGGCUACACCAAUACUGACAACCCCUUCGGAGACAACAAUCUGCUAGGAAUAUUCAUGUGGAACAAGGCACUGGAGAAGAAGGGGAUCGGCCACCUGGAGGAGAAGGAGCUGAAGGAGAGAAACAAAAGAAUUCAGGAAGACAAUCGGCUAGAAUUGCAGAAGGUGAAGCAGCUGCGUUUGGAGCGUGAGAGGGAGAAAGCCAUGCGGGAACAAGAGCUGGAGAUGCUGAAGAGGGAGAAGGAGGCGGAGCACUUCCCAACCUGGGAGGAACAGGAAAACAACUUCCACCUUCAGCAAGCCAAACUUCAUUCUCAAAUCCGCCUAAGGGACGGCCGGGCGAAGCCCAUUGACCUCCUAGCCAAGUACAUUAGUGCUGAGGAUGAUGACCUGUCUGUGGAGAUGCACGAGCCCUACACCUUCCUCAAUGGCCUCACAGUGUCAGACAUGGAGGACCUUCUGGAGGACAUCCAGGUAUACAUGGAAUUGGAACAGGGCAAGAAUGUAGAUUUCUGGAGAGAUAUGACCAUCAUUACAGAGGAUGAGAUCUCCAAACUCCGCAAGAUGGAGACAUCUGGAAAGGGGCCAGGAGAGCGUCGAGAAGGGGUAAAUGUCUCUGUUAGUGCUGACGUACAGUCGGUAUUCAAAGGCAAGACCUACAAUCAACUCCAGAUGAUCUUCCAGGGCAUUGAGGGCAAGAUCCGGGCAGGGGAGCACAACCUGGAUAUUGGCUACUGGGAGUGCUUGCUGCAGCAACUCAAGGCGCACAUGGCCAGAGCCAGACUCCGUGAGCGUCAUCAGGAUGUACUCCGGCAGAAAUUAUACGAACUGAAACAGGAGCAAGGUGUUGAGAGAGAAUCUCUGUCCCCCAUUCUCAAGAAAAAGCCAUCAUCUCCUAGCGAAAGGUCGGAGCCUGAAGAACGAAAUCAGGCCGAACUGGGACCUUCCAGCUCAGGUGCCUCAGAGGGGCCAGAGGCUGAAGGAGAGGCCAGAGCCGAGGGCGAGGGCAAGAGGGAAGCUGUGUCAAUGGAGGAAGACUUGAUUCAGCAGAGCCUGGAUGACUAUGAUGCCGGCAAGUACAGCCCCAGGUUGCUCACCACCCUUGAGCUGCCCUUUGAUGUGCACGUGAUGGAAUCAGAAGAGGAUCUUCAGCGUCUGUUGCUUUCUCGGCAACAGCUACAGGUCACAGAAGAUGCCAGUGAGAGUGUAGAAGACAUCUUCUUCCGUCGGGCAAAAGAGGGCAUGGGGGCAGAUGAGGCGCAGUUCAGUGUGGAAAUGCCCCUCACAGGCAAGGCGUUACUGUGGGCGGACAAAUACCGGCCCCGCAAGCCUCGCUUCUUCAACCGUGUUCACACAGGCUUUGAGUGGAACAAGUAUAACCAGACUCACUAUGACUUUGAUAACCCCCCACCAAAGACUGUGCAAGGAUACAAGUUCAACAUCUUCUAUCCAGACCUGAUAGACAAGCGUUCCACACCCGAGUACUUCCUGGAGGCAUGCCCGGACAACAAAGACUUUGCUGUCCUGCGCUUCCAUGCCGGACCUCCCUACGAGGACAUUGCCUUCAAGAUUGUCAACCGGGAUUGGGAGUAUUCACACUGGCACGGCUUCCGCUGUCAGUUUGCCAAUGGCACCUUCCAGCUCUGGUUCCACUUUAAGCGCUACCGCUACCGGCGGUAG
Messenger RNA from Trichosurus vulpecula (common brushtail), 2316 nucleotides. RefSeq names its product cactin-like. Gene Ontology annotation, molecular function: protein binding. Bases 1 to 2316 code for a protein of 771 amino acids. Gene Ontology annotation, cellular component: spliceosomal complex; cytoplasm. The transcript has a single exon. Lineage: Eukaryota; Metazoa; Chordata; Mammalia; Diprotodontia; Phalangeridae. Gene Ontology annotation, biological process: negative regulation of innate immune response; mRNA cis splicing, via spliceosome. The record is from RefSeq and is a predicted model, not a curated record.